UAAUUUACAGUAUAUAUAAAAAUGGUGUACAAAUAUACUACUAAUAAUAAUAAUUUCAAUAAUAAAAACUUCAAAGACAUUGACACCAACACCGAUAUCAACGACACAACAACAAAACAUUUACCGAUAAAUAUGGCCAUCAAUAGUGGUGUACUAACUAUCAGAUCGGUUAUCUUAUUGUUGAAAUAUUUUCUAAUUGGUGCCAAUUUUAUCAUUAUAUUGGACGCCAUAUUUCUAUUGAUAUCCGAAAAAGAUAGCUAUCAGGGUGAAUUUAUUGAGGGCCGUCACCAGGUAUCCCGUUACCUGCUACUGAUGCUCUACGUUGACGUCCAGUCUAUUAUGAUGAUACUGAUAGCCAUAUUCGGUAUAAUCGGUGUACGCAAAGCCAGUCUACCCAUACUCGGCCUCUACGGCCUGGUGUUGGCCAUUGUGGCCAUACUAUCCGUUACCGAUUUGGAUGCAUUUGUUAUGGAAACAGUUAUACUGUUGUGUACGGCAUUGUAUGCCCUGAUUAUCAAACGUUUCGACACCUGUUCAUCUACUGUUCCUUACAAUCAAAUGGUGUCCACCAAUAAUAUUAAUAAUGGUGUUGACUGUAGUAUACAAAAAGUUUGAUUAGUUAGCAAUAUAUUGAAAUCAUACCUGUGCUAAACAUAUACGAUAUUUAAUUUUGAUAUAAUUAUAUAAUCA
Messenger RNA from Oppia nitens, 690 nucleotides. RefSeq lists its product as uncharacterized. The record is from RefSeq and is a predicted model, not a curated record. The transcript is spliced from 2 exons. The coding region runs from base 22 to 615 and encodes 197 amino acids. Lineage: Eukaryota; Metazoa; Arthropoda; Arachnida; Sarcoptiformes; Oppiidae.